Molecule: messenger RNA, 2974 nt
Organism: Mangifera indica (mango)
Lineage: Eukaryota; Viridiplantae; Streptophyta; Magnoliopsida; Sapindales; Anacardiaceae
Exons: 12
Coding region: 230-2923 (897 amino acids)
Molecular function (GO): hydrolase activity, hydrolyzing N-glycosyl compounds
Source: RefSeq, a predicted model, not a curated record
UGAUUCUUCAAAAUCAUUCAACAUUUAUCAUUUAUAUAUUACUUUUAUCACACUCUAAAUCUUCUGUAAUCCAAGAAUCUUAAGUCUGUGCCUGUAACAUUGCAUCUUACUUGUCUGUUCUUCUUCUUCUUCUUCUUUUGGUUUAGCAUAUAUAGCAUUUGUUUUGGCUUUCUUUUUAUGGUUUGGAGGGAAAAGGUUUCUGGGUUGUGAUUGGGGCAGACUUUUAGGCAUGUUGCUGCAAAACAAUUCAUGGGUGGCUGUAACUUUGAUCAUAGGAGUUUUUGUUGUGUUUGGAGGUGAUUUAUACUCCGUGGAGGGCAGGCCUUACAGAAUUCUUAUGGAUACAGACGUGGAUACGGAUGAUUUUUUCGCUUUCUUGUACCUCUUGAAGCUUAACCGAUCAGAAUUCAGACUGGAGGCAAUCACCAUCAAUACAAAUACAUGGACUAAUGCUGGUCAUGCUGUGAAUCAAGUCUAUGACAUUCUUUACAUGAUGGACCGCGAUGACAUUUCAGUUGGAGUGGGAGGGGAAGGUGGAAUUUUAGAAGAUGGAACCAUACUUGCAGAUGUUGGUGGAUAUCUUCCUAUUAUUGAUCAGGGCAACACAACAGCUGGAUAUUGCAGAUACAGACAAGCUAUUCCAGUUGGUCUUGGAGGAAUAUUAGAUAUUGAUUCUAACUAUGGCUUGCGAAAGAGCUUUCUUCCACAGGGCAGGAGGAGGUAUUCUCCUCUUCAACAACCCACUGCACAGCAAGUCUUCAUUGAAAAAGUCUCUGCAGGUCCUAUAACUAUAUUAAUAACAGGAUCUCACACAAAUACUGCAAUUUUCCUUAUGAAGAAUCCCCAUUUACGGAAAAAUAUUGAGCAUAUUUUUGUCAUGGGUGGCGGUGUGAGGUCCAGGAACCCAACAGGCUGUUGCCCGCCCAAUGCCACUGCCACUUCUUGCCAGCCGCGGCAGUGCGGUGACCCUGGAAAUCUAUUCACUGUCUACACCAGUAACCCUUAUGCAGAGUUCAAUAUUUUUGGAGAUCCUUUUGCAGCAUAUCAGGUGUUUCAUUCUGGUAUUCCUGUCACGCUUGUUCCUCUAGAUGCUACAAAUACUAUCCCCAUAAAUGAGAAAUUCUUUGAAGUUUUUGAGCAGAGCCAGGGUACUUAUGAGGCACAAUAUUGCUUCCAGUCCUUGAAAAUGUCUCGUGACACUUGGUUUAAUGACCAAUUCUACACGAGUUAUUUCAUGUGGGACUCCUUCACAUCGGGGGUGGCAACCUCAAUCAUGCGCAAUUCACACAAAAAUAAUGGACAGAAUGAAUUUGCAGAAAUGGAGUUCAUGAAUAUAACUGUUGUUACGUCAAAUAAACCUUAUGGAAUAUCAGAUGGAUCAAAUCCUUUCUUCAAUGGCCGUACAGUUCCCAAGUUCAAUCUGAAGAAUGGUGGAGUUCAUACUGGCCAUGUUCAAACCGGACUUCGAGAUCCAUUUUGCAUUGUCAAGAAUGGGAAAGGGAAAUGCAAGGAUGGCUAUACAGAGGAGGUAGAUGGCUCUGAUGCAGUGCACAUUCUUGUGGCUACAAAGGCAAAAUCUAGUCAAGAUCCUGGAAGCAACCUUACUAGAGAAUUUUACAAAAGCUUCCUCGAUGUUCUAAAUCAGCCUCAACACAGUGGAAGGUUCAAUUUUUCAACUCAAUUUCCCUAUUACAAAGAAGUUUUUUACAGACCAGAUUUUGGUGGCAAGAAGCUGGGGAAGCCUGUUGUGUUUGACAUGGACAUGAGUGCUGGAGACUUUCUAGCUCUAUUUUAUCUCCUAAAAGUUCCUGUGGAAGCUAUCAAUCUCAAGGCAAUCAUAGUGAGUCCAACUGGUUGGGCAAAUGCUGCAACAAUAGACUCUGUUUAUGAUCUUCUGCACAUGAUGGGUCGAGACGACAUUCCAGUCGGCCUAGGAGAUGUAUUUGCAAUGAACCAGUCUGAUCCAGACUUCCAGAGUGUUGGAGACUGCAUGUAUGUCAAAGCCAUCCCACAUGGAAGUGGUGGCUUUCUAGACUCAGACACUCUCUACGGGCUCGCUCGUGAUAUGCCAAGAAGUCCUAGAAGGUAUACAGCAGAGAACUCUGUAAAAUAUGGAGCUCCUCGGGAUACUGACCACCCAGAACUUAGACAGCCUCUAGCAUUGGAAAUUUGGGAUUCCAUAGCACAAACUCUUGACCCGGGGUCCAAGAUAACCAUAUUGACCAAUGGACCCCUCACUAAUUUAGCCAAAAUUAUUUCUUCAAGGAAAAAUUCAACCUCUCUAAUUCGGGAUGUGUAUGUUGUUGGAGGGCACAUCAGCCUUGAUCACAAAGACACAGGAAAUGUCUUUGGUAUUCCAUCCAAUAAAUAUGCAGAAUUCAAUAUGUAUCUUGACCCUUUGGCUGCAAACACUGUCUUCAACUCACCAAUAAAUAUCACACUCAUCCCUCUUGGCAUUCAACGCAAAGUAAGUUCAUUUUCAAGUAUCCUGAGAACCCUGCAGCUUACAAACAGGACACCGGAAAUGGGGUUUGCCCGACGUUUGUUGUCUAGGCUGUAUCGCUUGGAACGAAUCCAUCAUCGAUACCAUCACAUGGAUACAUUUUUAGGGGAAAUUCUUGGUGCAGUGGUGUUGGCUGAUGAUUAUGCAUCUCUGAACCCAACUUUUGCUGUGAAACCCAUCAGAGUUUUGGCUGAAGGUGUUGAAUCCAGAGAUGGACAAACUUUGGUUGAUAGAAAGCAUGGCAAGCUUGUCAAAGUAUUGGAAAAUUUGAACCCAAUGGCUUACUAUAAUAUGUUUGCAGAUAAGCUUGGUGACAAAAAGCAGAGUGCUGUGAUUGGAAGCUUUGAUGAACAAAGCAGAAUUUGGAGAACAAAACCAACAAAUCAAACAGAGAAUUUUAACAUAGAGGUGUUGAGUUAAAUAUUGGAAUUGAAUAUUUUCAAAUUAUUUAUCAAGUAUCAUGUUAUAAGA